UGCCGUAAGGCGAAGACCACCUCCAAAAUCUUUCACUCCCUUUUUCCGGUUAUCUUUCUGAGGACGCACCUCCGCGCUGACCUCCGCGAAAACCAGUUUUUCUCCUUCUUCCCACAUCAAGAAAUCUCCCGAAUCCCCUGCACACUCGCGGGCUCUCGUCGUUCUUGUGAUGGAGGACGUCGUAGGGUUCGAUGGUUUCGACAGAUGCCCGGAAGCCCUCGAUCCGAAGCCCCCUCCUUUCAACCGGGAUGAGGUCGAAUCUCUGGACAAAGGAGAUCAAGAUUCUUCCUUGGAGGGCGGCGACGACGGGGGUUUGAUAGAUUCUGUGCUCUGCGAUCCCGGUUCGAGACUAAUUCGAGGCGGGUUCACGAAGCCGGCGUCUCCUGAGGAAUAUGUGAUGUUUCUAAAUGCCGGAGGUGAGGCUUCAAAUCAAGUAGAUUCCUUCAUGAAGUUUCAUGAUGAUGCUUUCUACGAAGGAGGUGAUGCUUUGAGAACCAAUGAAAUCAUAGUCGAUUCUGGUGAUUAUCCAUUUGUUUAUCAAUCAGCACGAUUUGGAAAUUUUAGUUACCGCAUCGACAGUUUUCAUCCUGGAGACUAUUUCGUUGAUCUUCAUUUUGUGGAAAUUAUAUUCACCAAUGGACCCAAGGGCAUGAGGGUUUUCAAUGUAUUCAUGCAGGAAGAGAAGGUCCUUUCCGAUUUUGACAUUUUCAGAGUUGUUGGAGCCAAUAAGGCAUUGCAACUAGUUGAUUUUAGGGUAUCUGUGAAGGAGGACGGCAUAAUUGCAAUAAAAUUUGAAGGGGUUAAUGGAAGCCCGUUGGUAAGUGGGAUUUGCAUUAGGAAAGCGCCAGAGGUGUUGGGUACUCGAGGGACUGGUGAAUGUAUAAAGUGCAAUAAUUGCUGUACCGAGAUAGAGAUUCCUCUAGAACAGAAGAAGAUUAUGCAAACAAAGUUAACAGCCAAGUUUGAGAGGCAGAUUAAAGAUCUUUCCGUGCAGAACAACCGCAAAACAGAUGAAUGUUAUCAGGCUUGGAUGUCACUAACCACAGCAAAUGAACAGUUGGAGAAGUUUAAGAUGGAACUUGACAUAAGGACAUUUGAGAAGCGUAGUUUGGACCAAGUUGUUGAAAAACAAGAUGAGAAUUUGAGGAACUUAUCCAGCAAGUACGCGCAUGAUAAGCAGUUCUGGGCCUUGGCAGUUCAUGACCUAGACAAGAAAAUAAAGAUCAUGAAGAGAGAGCACUCUCAGCUUUCUCGAGAAGCACAUGAAUGUGCUGAUUCAAUUCCCGAGUUGAACAGCAUGGUCUCUGGAGUCCAAGCACUAGUCGCACAGUGUGAGGAUCUCAAAAUGAAGUACAGUGAAGAACAAACAAAGAGAAGGAAACUUUAUAACCAGCUUCAGGAGACAAAAGGAAAUAUCAGGGUGUUUUGUCGCUGUCGUCCGUUAAGUAAGGAGGAAGUAUCAGCUGGGUGUGCAACCAUUGUGGACUUUGACGCUGCAAAAGACGGAGAUCUUGGCAUUUUGACAGGUGGUGCCACCAGAAAGACUUUCAAAUUUGACAAAGUCUAUACACCAAAAGAUGACCAAGUCGAUGUCUUUGCGGAUGCUUCACCAUUGGUACUCUCUGUGUUGGAUGGCUACAAUGUUUGCAUAUUUGCUUAUGGGCAGACAGGAACAGGGAAGACAUUUACAAUGGAGGGCACCGAACAAAACCGAGGAGUCAACUACCGGACUCUGGAGCAACUGUUCAGAACUGCUGAGGAAAGGAGCGACACAUUUGUCUAUAAUAUAUCCGUCAGUGUUCUUGAAGUCUAUAAUGAGCAGAUAAGAGACUUAUUGGCUACAGCACCAACUUCGAAAAAAUUGGAGAUAAAACAAGCAUCUGAGGGUUUUCACAAUGUUCCUGGGAUUGUAGAAGCCAAAGUUGAGAGUACUAAGGAAGUCUGGAAUGUACUGCAGACUGGAAGCAGUGCUAGGGCUGUUGGAUCUAAUAACGUUAAUGAGCAUAGUAGUCGAUCUCACUGCAUGCUAUGCAUAAUGGUAAGAUCAAAGAACUUGAUUAGUGGAGAGUGCACAAGGAGCAAGCUCUGGCUUGUAGAUUUGGCUGGUAGUGAGAGGCUGGCAAAGACUGACGCGCAAGGAGAACGGCUCAAAGAAGCUCAGAACAUCAACAAAUCUCUUUCAGCUUUAGGAGAUGUCAUAUCUGCUCUGGCAAAUAAAUCCAGUCACAUCCCUUACAGGAACUCCAAGUUGACACACUUGCUUCAAGAUUCGCUAGGUGGCGACUCCAAAACUCUGAUGUUUGUGCAAAUUAGUCCAUCAGAUAAGGACUCGGGGGAGACUCUGAGUUCAUUGAAUUUCGCGACUCGGGUUCGAGGGAUUGAGCUGGGUCCUGCUAAGAAGCAAAUUGAUCCUAACGAGCUUCAAAAGAUGAAAGCAACGCUUGACAAAGCGAGGCAGGAGUCCAGAUCCAAAGAUGAAUCUCUGAGAAAGCUAGAGGAGAACCUACAAAGCUUAGAGAAUAAGACCAGAAGCAAAGAUCAGACGUACAAAGUUCAACAAGAGAGAAUAAAAGAACUAGAAGAUCAACUUCAGCUAAAGGCAUCCUUGCAAAAUCAGUCGGAGAAACAAGUCCUACAACUAUCAGAUAAAUUGAAGGGAAGGGAAGAAACGUUCUGUGUUCUCCAGCAAAAGGUCAAAGAGCUUGAGACCAAACUUAGAGAGCGAGAACAAUCAGAAUUUGCAAUAUUGCAACAAAAGCAGGUCAAGAAUCUUGAAAGCAAGCUGAAGGAGCAAAUGCAGGAGUCUGAGCAUCAUGCGCUUAUGUUCCAAGAGAAGAUAAUAGAACUGCAGAGAAAAUUGAAAGAACGAGAGGAUAAUUCAGAAUCAUUGGUGCUCCAUCAGAAGAUCAAGGAGCUUGAGGAGAAGCUGAGGCAAAAGGAGCAAGAAAUGCAGGGUAAGCUGACUCAGGAUUAUGCUGAUGGGAUAAGGGCAACACCAAUAAUUGGGAAAACUGGCUUGAAUGAUGGAAAUUUGGGUGAAAUUGAGGCUCGUAUCCUAAGAAGUACGAAUUCAGUGAAUCGCCCAGUUAGUCAGGGUUCUGUUUUCUCUGGUGGGUACGAAUCUCUUUAUGACCGAACUAGGAAAAGGAACUCUAGAAGUGGAGAGACCGAGAACUUUCUACCAAACGCUUCAAGUGACAAGAGAGGUAGAAAAUCUGACCCGCCUAAAGUCGCCAAGGUAACAAGACCAGUGAAGCUGGCCACAAAUGCCCAAGGACCCUUUACCAGUACUAGCAGGAGAUUUAGCAGAGACCAAGUUCAAGGUCCAAAAGAAAAAGACAACAAGAAAAAGAUCUGGUCAAGAUGAACUCUUCACUUGUACUAGUGUAUGAUCCAACAAUUAUACUUUUCUUGCGUGCUUUUGAAUAUAUACACAUGUAUAUUAACUACUCCAUGUAGUUUUUAGCGCAUGAACUGGAAGCAAAUAUUAGCCAAGGAAAUGAGCCGUUCGAAUAUGAUUAACAUAUUUUAUAACAUUUGAGUA
This is a messenger RNA of Syzygium oleosum, 3544 nucleotides long. RefSeq names its product kinesin-like protein KIN-14R. Gene Ontology annotation, molecular function: ATP binding; microtubule motor activity; microtubule binding. Bases 170 to 3367 code for a protein of 1065 amino acids. The record is from RefSeq and is a predicted model, not a curated record. NCBI's taxonomy places the organism in Eukaryota, Viridiplantae, Streptophyta, Magnoliopsida, Myrtales, Myrtaceae. The transcript has 19 exons. Gene Ontology annotation, biological process: microtubule-based movement.